AUGUCUCGAGCGAAGGUCACAGUGCCUAUCGGGCCAGCCUCUGACGGCACUGGAGCCGUUCCUCAAGCGGCAUCGCACUAUCGCGAUGACCAGUACUAUCUGGACACGAUCGCUGAGAGGUGGGYCAAGGAGCAGGGCCGUCAUCAACCUGGCGUCACAUACACUCUCUCAAAUCUUCCCGCCGGCUAUGCCGGGUACGCCAAGAACCGAGACAAUCAAAAGCAUAUUGACCGAUUUCUGUAUGGUCACCCAAAUGGUGUUUUCCGCUCGAUACCCGAGCUCUAUCCGCACUUUAAGACUCYGCAAGACAAUAAUAGCUCAGAUGGGUGUCCUUGCAAGCUCUGCACAAAACCCGCGUCGAGGCCUAGUCGUAGUCCCGCUGGCACUCCUCGCGCGGCUGGUCGAGUUGCAAAGCCGAAGAAGCAGCGUCAAAACACAGGCAUCCUCAAGUCGACCCUGGACUCGGCGAGUGACUCUCGUCAAAAGCAGGUUGAUGAUGAAGGUUGCGAGGAUGUGUAUCGCAAGCUGCUCGAUCGACUAAAGGAAGUCGACCCAGCUAAAAUCACGCAGAAAUUCAUCGACCAAGCCUCACCAGACUGGCGGGCCGGCCACGAUAUCGUUGAAGCUUUACUCAAAACCGUGAAACAGGCGCCCCGGUACGAGCCCCGUCUUGGUGAGUUGGUACUAUUCGACCGAAGCGCUUCGGUGUCUGAAGGAAUGGCAUGGCAUCCAAACUCACAACGGCUUCGAAAAUUCGAUAUCACUUCUCGUACCUGGCUGGGAAUUCCUCAAUGGGAAGCGGGUGUAGUGACACAGAUUCCGGUUGAGUCAGUGUCAGCAGCAGAUCUGAACCAGGUGUCGGGAGCAAAGACGCAGGGAGUCACAUUUUUUGGGUACAGAGUGGAAUCAUUGACGCCACUGAGCACGAAGGAGAAACCCAUCGCUUCACAACACAAGUAUGCACCUUUACAUGCCAUACGCCCAUUCUCGUUUUGGAAAGACUGCCUCGAGGACCCAUCGAAGGCUCAUCCGACCAUCACGCAUGCUAUGAAGGUCGCGAACUCGUUUUGCAUCAUCGGGAAACAGACAUUCGAAGGGCAGUGGCCAGAGGCGACACUAUUCGUGCAGGGCGUUUAUAUUGGACCAGAAUUGAUUCUGGAUAGCGACGUGGUCCGUCUGCUCCCCGAUGCAGGGCAUAGCCAGAUCACGGACGUCCUAGCCAUCUCCUCCAUCCGACUCCGCUUCGUCAAUCUGGAGGAGGCGAGUGACGAUGACUAUGAUGACGAUCAUCCAUAUCACGUCUGCCUUCACGUCAGUGGGAAAGCCUUCAGCUUGGACCCGAAGAGAAGUUUCCAAGGUGGACCGCCAAUUUUGCCUGGGACCCACGGCCUUCCAAAAAACCUCGAAAAGUACGGCAAGUGGUAUUCAAUUCUUGACCUUUCAAAGCCGAAGGCAAGGUUAGAGGUGCCGUUCUCCAAAAUCGUUGGCAAGUGCUUCGAAGAUACGGCCAUGGAGGCAUGGUGGUCCUCUUGGGCUGUCGAUGCAGAAACAGGCAACAGCAAGGCGAAACCUGUCGAUCUAUCUCAGGGUCUCGGUACCAUGCAAGAGGCCCGUAUAAUCAGCACCCAGAGUGAUCCUCGCAUUGACAAGGCCAAUGGAAAGUCGUGGUUCUGGGCCGAGUCUCGCAUCGAACAACUGGAUCUCCAUGAGGUCAAUGAUCGCUUCGUAGGCGUGAGGGAUGAUGAGCGCGACAGAGAACAGAUGCGCACGUGGCGACUGGCCCUGCGCAUUCUGGACGGAAAGAAGACGAGUUUUGAUGCCAUGUAUGAGAUGCGUAAGGAGCGCCAGGAACAGGAACAAAAGGCCGUUGAGAAUAAUGCUGCUUUCGGGAUGAUGGGCGGCGCUGUUCAGCGAUAUAGUGGCAGUGGCGAGGAUGUGGACAUGGAGGGAUUGCAGCUAGGAGACGGGGGUGAGCACGAACACCAUGACAGUGACGUCGCCGAGAUGCAAGGUGGAGACCCUCGCGCAAACACUUUCCAGAGCGGCGAGGAAGCAGUCGAGACGGGGUACGACUCAGAUGUGCAAGAGCUGCCGCUGCCUCUGAAAGCUACCGGGCAAGAUGUCAUUGAUGUGUCGUCCGACGAGGAUGAGCUGAUGGCGUUUUGA
Molecule: messenger RNA, 2166 nt
Organism: Ramularia collo-cygni
Lineage: Eukaryota; Fungi; Ascomycota; Dothideomycetes; Mycosphaerellales; Mycosphaerellaceae
Exons: 1
Coding region: 1-2166 (721 amino acids)
Biological process (GO): silent mating-type cassette heterochromatin formation
Cellular component (GO): rDNA heterochromatin; SHREC complex
Source: RefSeq, a predicted model, not a curated record